GGGUGACAAAAACUUUCUAUGCGCUGCGUCUCCCCGCCCCGUCCCUUCGACGCGCCGCGCGCUCCCGGCGGUUGCCCGCCAUGGACUCGACUCGCGAGACCGCCCGACACCCUAAGAAACCUCCUUCUCCCGCCGCUCUUUGAAUCGAGAGAGGACUACACAAAACCGCAAAUGACAAAAAACUUAUCCGUUGACGAAGUGUCUACAAUUUUGAAAAAACCGUCAUUAUCUGUUAUGCCAAAAUAUGGUAAACGACAAACUGAUCCUCUAUAGCUAUUGGAGAAGCUCCGCCGCGUGGAGGUUGCGCAUCGCGCUCUAUUGGAAGUCGCUAGAUUUCGAGUACAGACCCGUGAAGCUGGCGGAAAACGGCCAGCAGAGAGGCGCGGAGUUCGCCAAGGUGAACCCCAUGAUGCAGGUCCCCACGCUGGUCGUGAACGACCGCAUUCUUGCCGAGUCUCUCCCGAUCAUCGAGUACCUGGAGGAGGCUUACCCGCACAACCCGCUCCUUCCCAAGUGUUUGUUCCUGCGCGCUAAGGUUCGCGAAAUCGCCAACAUCGUGGCCGCCGACAUCCAUCCAAUACAAAACCUAGAUGUGGUGGUGAAGCUGAAGAACGACUACGGAACAGACCGCAACACGUGGGCCAAGUAUUGGAUCGAGCGCAGGUUCGGCGCCCUCGAGAAAAUUCUGUCCAACGGCGUGUCUGGAAGGUAUGCCGUGGGCGACCAAAUCACGUUAGCCGAUGUCUUCCUGGUGCCUCAGGCGUUCGCGGGCGUUCAGUACGGCGUGGACCUGAGCAAAUUCCCGACCAUAGAACGUGUGGCGAGAGAGGCGUCUAAGGAGGAGGCGUUCGUCAAAGCGCAUCCGACCAACCAGCCCGAUGCGGACCCUGAAGAGGUAAGCAAGUGGAAAAAUUAAAAUUCCGCAAAAAAGCCUUCAACUCUGAUGAGAAAAACGCGCCCAGAGAUUUAUCGUCCGCUUUUUUUUCCUACACUUUUUGGAUGCUACGAAAAUAUGUAAACCACAAAAAUCAGCGCGCUCGUGCGAGGGCGCAUCAACGUGCACGCUCCCUAUCUCAGGCCGGUAGGGGUCGUCGUAUGGAUGGUAACUUCCUCGGUGGCAAGGCUUUCGUCGGGUGUCUGGCGCGUUAUGAGAAAGUGGUUCGAAAGUCUCCUCUCCUUCUUGGGCGGGACUUCGUCUUUGAGAUAGGCUCGGGGAAGGAUGGCGGCCGAGCUCAUGUCGGGCGGGUUGAAGGUCUUGUCAAAAUUGUUGUAUUGCAAAGAUAUGUAGGAUCUUGACCGACUGAGCGCCAGAGGCGAAUUGGGGCAGCCGUGUUCUGUUUUCCCCUGCUUGUAGGUUCUGUCGCAAAGUUGGGCAGAAGAAUUGCUACGACGACCGCGUUCUGGGAGGACUUCGGAAGACGAAGAUGACGUUUCGCUAUUUUUGAAAUUCAUGAGGACAGGGGGAAUGGCACAUAGUAGACCUUCUAGAGGGAGAAGGCGGUAUGAACGUUGCGUAGCGGGAGAACAAUAUAUCGCCCCACUCUUUUAAAACCACAAAAGCGAUAAAGCAGGAGUAUGAAUAGACAAGAGAAUUAAUACGCAAUACGGACUAUAAAUGGAAAACUGAGAUAAUAUGGCUCUCGAGAAGACCUUGCAAGGUGUUCAUGUCUCCGCCUUCCAGAAGUUCUCUAAUCUCGCGGGUUUGUGGUCCGCUUUGUGUCACCAGAAGGAAAAAACUUUUUCGAAUUCACAAAAAUUGGAUCCGCGUUGGCUAUCAAAAGAGAGGGCGAAGGGGACGAGGCGAGUUGAGCGCGCGCGAGCCCCGCACGCGUCUACGCCACGCCUGCGCCAGAGGCGCACGCACCGCACUCUGCGCCCGCACGCGUCAGAGCUCUCCCAAGCUUCGGCCAGUUUUUCGAGAAACGCGAAAAAUUGUGUUUCGACUAAGUACGAUGCAGAAAAUUAGGGAACUUCGCGGAAAGACAGAACACACCGUCCUGCCCCCUUCGGCCCCCUCCGGUCUCUAGACGAAUGUGACCGAAGACUACGAACUCGUACACCUGCGACUUUGUAUGCGCGCGUCAUAGAACGCACAUGCGAUGUAUGCAAAACUGUGCAAUGCGUUUUUAUAGUUGGACAGCAGGCGGUGCGAGCCCCGUUCGCUCUCGCUCCUUCUUGUCCGUACGAUACAGAGAGUGUGGCCACCGAACCCUCGUACACCAGACGCCAUCCCAUGGGCAUCGGCACGGCGCGCGCGGCGUCAAAGCACGCGUGAUAUACGGAGCACCAAAAUAGCCGAAACGCCGAAACGUCCACGUAAAUUCAAUUGACUUGAGAGACAACAAUCAACUUUUCUCGAAUUUCCAGGCACAGUUCUAGUAUGCCGUGGAUGUUGACCAGGCACCUUUCCAAUUUUUUGCUUGGUUGUGCGCAUUGCGCGCUGUCCGCCACCACCUCUGGAAAAUUUGCGUCCAAAGCUCUCGAACCCGAAACCCCCUCCUCGUACCUUUGUGUGGAUACACGCGUGACACAAAAGGGUUAAGGAACUACCAACGCGCAGCACGCGCUCUUCGAGACCUCUUUACGUACGCCUGCCUUCUGUGUGAAGGGUCGAACGCCCUGGAGUGCUUUUGUGGUCGAAGUAGAUAAACUGACACGACGUAGCUGGUGUUCAAGACGCUGAAGCAAACGUGCAAAUUUUCUGGAAUGGAAGAAAAAAAGGUCUUUGUGUGGAAUUGCGUUAGCACGUCUGUUAUGUUAGACAACCGUUUUCUUUUUUUUUUUUUUUGAGCGAACCUCAUUCGUGCUGCCUAUCGAAGAGUACUCCGUCUCCAUUUCGGACAGAGCCUGUUUCAAGCAAUGGACCACUUCAUCUAUACACUGAAACACAUCAAACGUAAGUCAACGCAGCAGAGGUAGAUCAGAAAUGAGCGCGCGGGAAGCAGUGUGAAAACGACGCGUCUUACCUUCAUAAUCCGAGUUGCGGAGACUGGAUCGGGCAUGUCUAUGUGACUCAGCGCCAUGUGCAGGAAUUCAUGUACAUUUUGAAUUUGGUGUAGUUUCCACGGCUGAGUAUUGGAUGAACUUAUCGCGUAAGAGAUACCUUUAUUAAAUUUUGGAAACCUGACCAUCAAUUGCUGCAAUGGCGAUGCGAUAGUCAGCUUUUUGAAAAGGCGUUUAACAAACCCAUCGUUCAGCACCGUACUGAUUCGGUUAUAUUCCAUCCAUCAAUUUUCAAAUAUCCCUUCAAGUUGCUGGAAUUAAGAAAAAAAUUGGUAAAAAACGAACAAAUAGCAAGCAGCGAAAAACUUAUAACUUACUCUGAAACUUUAAGCCUAACUAAUUCCUUGUUGCCUUCUCCACCUCCUUUAUUCUGAGACGCUUUAAAGAAAAUGUUCAAUCUUCUGUCAGGAUAUGCUGUACUAAAAAAGCAGCAUUUUACUUACAUUGAUCAUGUUCUGCCGCCGAGCAGAUUACAGGAUUUAUGAAUCUUAUACAAGACUUUGUGAACGCAAAAAAUCAGCAUUCGAUCUAGAACUGUAUUUUCAGUCCUUUCAUACCUCAAUUUUUUGCCUCAACUCGUCUAGGUAAGUAGGCAUUUUAUUUUUCAAAAGCCAUUCCUGCUCCCUUUUCUACUUGGCAAAACUGUUUAGAUGAGUGUUUUUUGAAAAGCUGUAAGAAAAUGACAAUUUCGCUCCAUGGCGUCUGCUCGAUGCUCAGCAAUUUUACAGACCUGCGUGUCUCGCUCUAGGGCCACAGAUACAUGCCUGUACGGCUCCAUUGUGAAUCAGCUAUUAAAAAAAUACCUGAAA
Molecule: messenger RNA, 3812 nt
Organism: Schistocerca gregaria
Lineage: Eukaryota; Metazoa; Arthropoda; Insecta; Orthoptera; Acrididae
Product: probable maleylacetoacetate isomerase 2
Exons: 3
Coding region: 245-916 (223 amino acids)
Biological process (GO): glutathione metabolic process; L-phenylalanine catabolic process
Cellular component (GO): cytoplasm
Molecular function (GO): glutathione transferase activity; maleylacetoacetate isomerase activity
Source: RefSeq, a predicted model, not a curated record